This is a messenger RNA of Phyllostomus discolor (pale spear-nosed bat), 6521 nucleotides long. RefSeq names its product leucine rich repeat and Ig domain containing 2 (gene LINGO2). Gene Ontology annotation, molecular function: protein binding. Lineage: Eukaryota; Metazoa; Chordata; Mammalia; Chiroptera; Phyllostomidae. Bases 1803 to 3623 code for a protein of 606 amino acids. Gene Ontology annotation, cellular component: plasma membrane. The record is from RefSeq and is a predicted model, not a curated record. The transcript is spliced from 8 exons.
AGAUGAGAGGGCAUUCUGUCCAGGGAACAGGGUGUAGGCUCCUCUAUUCGAAGGACCUCGGGGAGCCCAUUGGAACUCCCGGGCUUGCAUCUGCAACCGCUUCAAAGCUUGGCGUGAGGAGGGGCGGAAGUGGCUCUGGAGGGUGGAGUUGGGAACUGGGUUCGCCUCCAGUCUGGCGUCGUAAAUCAAGAUGCGGGGAGUAACUGGCCUCAAGGAAAGAGCCAGAAAGUCUAGAUGUCUGAGAAGGUAGGGACCUGGGAGGUGGCCGAACGGGCUUGGGGGCUUGCCGCGAGCAACUGCCUGUCAGCAACAAUGCGAAAACUGGUGAGGAGUGGCCCAGUUCCCUCGUCACCUGCAUCCUUGUAAACCCUGCCUCUCCUUGCGUCUCCGGUCUUCAGGUUCUCCUGCGGUCUGGGGAGGCGGGCGCGGGGCUGAGCGUGCGUGUGUUGCUGCGCGCUCCUGCGUGUGCGCGCGCCUGUGUGUGUGUGCGUAAGUGCGCAGCCCGCGCGCAGAGCUUGGCCAUCGGGACCUAGCUGCCCGCCACCCGCCGCCAGACUGGUGUCCCUCCUCCUUGCAGCCACCUCCUCGAAAGCCUCCUCACCUAGUGCUGGUAACCCGGCGCCGGCCGCCUGCCCAGCCCCGCUCGGCGGAUGCAGCCUAAGCUCAAAGUUUCCUUAGCCCAGACACCUUGGCAAAGGGCUACCCAGGGAUAUGGGUUUCUGAAGCUGUGCCUUGGACUGGUUCUUCUUACUGCACCUCUCCGCCUUGUCCCCACCCGAUCCGAGCAGAAAGUAGAUUUUCCAAAUUAAAGGGAGAAAGGGGUGUGUGUGUGUGUGUGUGGUGGUGAGGUAUUAUUAAAAGAAACCAGGGCGGCAACAACUGAAAACAUCCGCUUCUUUUCUGACCGAUGCCCUGGAAUUGACUGAUGACGGGCCUGUGAGGUUAAAGAGAAUGAAAUAGAAAGCCAAGUUGACCGAGGAGGGGCUGGCUGCCAGCAAGGUUGUCCUGUCUCCGUUACUACACGGGCGUGAAGAUUUGUAGGCGCAGCCAGUGCAAGAGCUUCAAAUCGCCAUCCACUCCUGAUCCCCUUGAAAGGAAAAGCCGGCAGAGCUCAGGGAGAGUGAGUCACGAAAAAGCCUCUGGACUUGUGUGCGUCGCAGCCUUGGUUGGGGAUUUUAAGGAUAGGAAAGAGAAUUAACAGCAUCUCAAGAUUUGUUUUUCUUUAGCACAGCAUACCCACGCCAUCGUUGUCAUAGAGCGCUGCGAGCACGCUAGCGCCUCUCCGACGCGGGGUCAGGUGAGCCCGGCGUAGAGAAUCCUUUGGAGAUGUUUUCAAGAUGUAGAACCCUUAUAUGUGAAGUAUCCCAAAUGAAGUUGGAGCAUCUGCAUUGAAAUUACUUCAUGUUGUGGCAUUGAAGAGCACACUGGAAGGCUGGGUUAUGAGCUGCCGGGGCCUCUAAAGUGUCCAGUGGAUUUUUAAUCACAAGUCUUGAAAUAGGGUCAUGCAAAGAGGUGCAGAGCAAAACACUGAAAGCAGCCACCAUCAGCAUGAGGACUCCGGCAAGUCUAACUGGUGAGAUGAGCAAAACAGAAUGCAGCUUUCAAGGUUCAUUCCAAGCAGUUGGCUUGUGGAAAUCUCUGAGAGAUGCUGCUGCCCUUGACAUGUUGGAAUUAUCAUGAUCAUCUACUCAGUUUGGAUUUCACUCAGUGACCAAGAGAUUUGCAUGGUAGACAGCAAGGACUGGAUUUUUAAAAAGAGUAAACCAGGCCUGUGACCAAGGUGUAGACUAAGAGGUGGAGUCAUGCUUCACACGGCCAUAUCAUGUUGGCAGCCAUUCCUGGGUCUGACUGUGGUGUUAAUCUUCAUGGGAUCCACCAUCGGCUGCCCUGCUCGCUGCGAGUGCUCUGCCCAGAACAAAUCUGUUAGCUGCCACAGAAGGCGACUGAUUGCCAUCCCAGAGGGCAUUCCCAUUGAGACCAAAAUCUUGGACCUCAGCAAGAACAGACUGAAAAGUAUCAACCCUGAAGAAUUCAUAUCAUACCCUCUACUAGAAGAAAUAGACUUGAGUGACAACAUCAUCACAAAUGUGGAGCCAGGAGCAUUUAACAAUCUCUUUAACCUGCGUUCCCUCCGUCUAAAAGGCAAUCGCUUAAAGUUGGUCCCUUUGGGGGUAUUCACGGGCCUGUCCAAUCUCACCAAGCUUGACAUUAGUGAGAAUAAGAUUGUCAUCUUACUGGACUACAUGUUCCAAGAUCUACAUAACCUGAAGUCUCUAGAAGUGGGGGACAAUGAUUUGGUUUAUAUAUCACACAGGGCCUUCAGUGGGCUGCUUAGCUUGGAGCAGCUCACCCUGGAGAAAUGCAACCUAACAGCAGUACCAACAGAAGCCCUCUCCCACCUUCGCAGCCUCAUCAGCCUGCAUAUGAAGCAUCUCAAUAUCAACAGUAUGCCUGUGUAUGCCUUCAAAAGAUUGUUCCAUCUGAAACACCUAGAGAUUGACUAUUGGCCUCUACUGGAUAUGAUGCCUGCCAAUAGCCUCUAUGGUCUCAACCUCACAUCUCUCUCGAUCACCAAUACCAACCUGUCCACAGUACCCUUCCUUGCCUUCAAACACCUGGUGUAUCUGACCCACCUUAACCUCUCCUACAAUCCCAUCAGCACUAUUGAAGCAGGGAUGUUCUCUGACCUGAUCCGCCUUCAGGAGCUUCAUAUAGUGGGAGCCCAGCUCCGUACCAUCGAGCCUCACUCCUUUCAAGGGCUCCGCUUCCUUCGCGUGCUCAAUGUGUCUCAGAACCUACUGGAAACUUUGGAAGAGAAUGUAUUCUCCUCCCCUAGGGCUUUGGAGGUCCUGAGCAUUAAUAACAACCCACUGGCCUGUGACUGCCGUCUUCUCUGGAUCCUGCAGCGGUAUCCCACACUGCAGUUUGGUGGCCAGCAGCCCAUGUGUGCUGGCCCAGACACCAUUCGUGAGCGGUCCUUCAAGGAUUUCCACAGCACUGCCCUUUCUUUCUAUUUUACCUGCAAAAAACCCAAAAUUCGUGAAAAAAAGUUACAGCAUCUGCUGGUGGAAGAAGGGCAGACAGUCCAGCUAGAAUGUAAUGCUGAUGGAGACCCUCAACCUGUGAUCUCCUGGGUGACACCUCGAAGGCGUUUUAUCACCACCAAGUCCAAUGGAAGAGCCACUGUGUUGGGUGAUGGCACCUUGGAAAUCCGCUUUGCACAGGAUCAAGACAGUGGAAUAUAUGUUUGCAUUGCUAGCAACGCUGCUGGGAAUGACACCUUCACAGCCUCCUUGACUGUGAAAGGAUUCACUUCAGACCGCUUCCUUUAUGCGAACAGGACCCCUAUGUAUAUGACCGACUCCAAUGACACCAUUUCCAAUGGCACCAAUGCCAAUACUUUUUCCCUGGACCUUAAAACAAUACUGGUAUCUACAGCUAUGGGCUGUUUCACAUUCCUGGGAGUGGUUUUAUUUUGUUUUCUCCUCCUUUUUGUAUGGAGCCGAGGGAAAGGCAAGCACAAAAACAGCAUUGACCUUGAGUAUGUGCCCCGUAAAAACAAUGGUGCUGUUGUGGAAGGUGAGGUGGCUGGACCCAGGAGGUUCAACAUGAAAAUGAUUUGAAAGUCUACCACUCACACUAUUGUUUCUGAGUCAUUGUCAGUAACCAGUAGGACAAGUUGGCACAGUAAAUUACUAGGUUAAAAGGCAGUUUAGCAUAGCUGCCCCUGUGACAAAGCAGGGUCCAUGGAAGCAAGAGGACUUCUUAUGGAAACUCUCCACCUAGAGGCAGGCAGGCAUGUGUCAAAGCCCUUCACACAGUGGGAUACUAAUUGUUUGCUUUGCAAAUAUUGGCAUUCUGGGGAUCUCAGUAAUGAACCUGAACCUUUGGCUCAUACUCAUGGACGGUUAUUCAACAUUUUCUACCACUGCAGAAACAAAAGAAAAAUUAAAAGGAACAACCUACAAUGUAGGAUUUACAUAUUAAAAGACACAUUUGUCUAAAAUAUACUCUACAGAAAAAUUUGUAUCUAUGAUUAACAUUUAUUAAAUCCUUGCAUCAUACCAUAUUGUUGGUUCAACACCACAAAGAAAUCAAUAUAUUCUUUACUCUUCCAUUUUUUGAAACAUAUAUGCUGUAUAUGUUUUAAAGCAAUAUGAAUGAGAGGUUGUGCUUUUAGUUACCCACCAUUAUAGCUCCAAGUGUGAUUUCACCUUCCUUUACAUAUAGAUAACCCUGAAACUAGAUCCCCAGAGUUGUGGGUGGAGAUACAUUGAAAGAUGUGCUUGUCUCAUGUAGGAUGUCAAGAAACAAGACCCAAGGCAAAACUGUUCAACUCUGUUAACUCCUGUUACUUUAAAUAAAGGCAUGUGCCUAGUUUUGAUACAGAAUGGAAUAUUUUUAUACUUGUGAUAUCACACUGGACCAGUUUACUGUAAUAAAGCCCUUGGUUUCUCCUGAAGGUGGUAGGCCACUAGUUGUACCUGAAAAACACAAGGUAGGUGGUAAGAAUGAAAAUGAUCCAUUUAAUGACAACUUGAUUUUACUCCCAUCAGUUGCUACUAAUGGGUUAACAGAAAAUGAAAAAUAAUAGAAUUGUUAUAUAGUAUACUCAUGGGGUAAUAUUUAUCUCAUCGCUUAGAUCCAGAAUUCAGAUGUUCAAAAGCUCUCUGGAUAAGAAGUUCUUCUCAGAUGCCAACACAAAGCAGGGUGACCCUUGUGUAACAUGAUGUUAAUGUGAUUAAGAAUCUGUCUAAAACGCGAUAGCUGUCUGAAGGCUGGAUUGUCAGUCAAAGGAAGCAUCUAGCCACUCUAGUGUCUAUUGAAUAGACACUAUUCAAAUGCUACAAACAAAGUAUUACCUUGAAUGGGCAACUUCAGUGUUUCUCCCUGCUUCCUGACUAAGCAGAAAAUUGGAUUUUAUUUUGAAAAUUAUCAUGUGUAGACCGAGAGAAACCUGUCUUGCUUUUAAACAAGUGAGGAGAAACAAGAUAGAUUAAAAGACACUUAUCAUUUUUUCCUCUAAUGAGGAAAAACUGAGAUAACGGCCCUAUGAAUAUGUUAAAUUGUGUUGACACUUUUACCCCUCUAACUCAAGGAUGUUGCCCAACUCAAUUUGUAUUAAUAAUUGUUACUCAAAGUUAAAAUAUUAUAGUUUUUUUUUAAGAUGGCAUCAUGCCAUUGCCACCAGUGAUUUAGUUCAGGAAGAUAUAAUUCCAUUUGGCUAAAUGUUGAGUGAAUGGGUUUUCAAAGCAUAUAUUCAUGUGAUCUGAAAAAGCAUUAAAUAUAGAGUGUAUUCAUGAAAUGUGAUAUAUUUAAUCAGCAUAGAACAGAGAGGAAAUCUCUACACUUUAUACAUUUUGAGAGGGAACUGAAAAUGAGCUUCCUUUUGGACAGUCUAUAAACUGGGAUAUAAGCUUUUUUUCUUGGCAUAUCAAAUUGGGGGUUUGACUUUCAAAAAGCUGGCAUUUGUUUUAAUGUUUAAAAUUUUGAGCAAUAUCAAUAAAAUUAAAUCCCCCCCAGAAGAGUGACAGGUCCAGAAACUGUUUUGCCAAUUGGAUUGCAGCAUAGUUAAGCCCAUUUCUCUCUUAAUAAAGGGUGGAAAAUGACAUAAAGAUUGAAGAAUUGCUCUUUGAGUCAUUUUUAAUUUGACUUUCUUGAUGGUUGUCAUAGAUCUUUUAGAAAUUAAUCCCCCACUUAUGGCAAUUACUAAAUUCAUGUGUAAGAACACAAAUAAAGAUCUGUUGUAAAUUCUAGCAAAAUUUCAAAUUGUAUGCAAAAGAAAUGGGUCUUUCAAAUUAAAAAAAAGAAAAAGAACAAAGUUAAAGUGGAGACAUAGUCUCCAAAACUGAAUAGGAAAUACUUUAUCAUAAUUUUGUAAUAUUGUGUGAAGCAAGUACUUAACUAAUUGUCCAACUAUAACAAAAAAGAGAAAGGGUAGGGGAAAUGAAGAGAGAGAGACAGGAGGGAAAAGAAACACUGAGCAGUUAAAAGGACUUUGUAAUUUAACUGCUGUUUUCUGUCAAAAUUAUCCAAAAAUAGCUCAUAAAAUUGGAUUAAAGUUAACCCAUCCAUGAAAAGAUUUAGUUAAAAUAAAUAAUUAUUCUAUUGGAAGAAGAGAGGAUAUACUUUCUCAGGUGAUUCCAUACUUUGAUCCAUGGAAAAAUAUUUACUUAAAAUAUUAAUAAACGUUCUUCCAAGAAAGAGUGCCAUAAACUAAUAAGUUGGAAUAAUGCCACAUUCUGUAACCAUUUCUUGGAAGUCAAAAAAUCUAUAUGAGCCUAAUAAAUCCUCUGAAAAUUCCUGCAAACAAGAAUUCUGUUUAAUAUUGUUUGUCUUGGAGUUUCUCUAACUUCUCUGAACAUGAAGCACUUCUUUUCAUGUUGUAACUGUUAUCUUGAAAAAUGAGUUCUGCAGAACCCAGUUUGGUUAAUAUUAGACUAAAGUAGUACUCUUCUGAAAUAUUCUCAAACCCAAGGUUUCUAAUAAAAUUAAAAUUACACAUUUGAACUGGGUUCCAG